This is a messenger RNA of Camelina sativa (false flax), 427 nucleotides long. The record is from RefSeq and is a predicted model, not a curated record. Lineage: Eukaryota; Viridiplantae; Streptophyta; Magnoliopsida; Brassicales; Brassicaceae.
AAAUAUACAUUCUGACCUCCUGGUAAAGAGAUCUAAUUUGUAGACAUUUUUUUGUGUUCUAGGUUAGAGAGGUUUGGUCAGCUUUUGUAUGUGUACUUUGUUAUGGAAGGCGUCAAUAUGCUGCUACCCCAAAAGCCUCUGACAAAAGAUGUUGAUGAUAACAAUGGUGUUCCACAUCCUUCCACCAAUGUUGAUUACCAUCUUAACAUUCUUUUAGCUUCGCAUUUGAGUAACCCAGAUCUGACACCCCAGGAGAUUGCUGAGGCCUCUAGAUCCACUGCUGCUGCUGCUGCUAUAGCUGCAAAGGCCGCCCGUGCUACCGCUUAUGAGAAAGCUGCUGCUGCUGCAAAAGCCGUUGCUGCCGCUAAGACUGCUUUAGAUUUGAUUGCCUCUUUUCCCAACCAGGGUCAGGGACUUGUCCAAGACG